AACAUUAAUAUAAGAAUGCCAAUAUGGCUACCAGUAUUUAAUCAUUCAUCUGUGGAGCCACAAUUGGAUUACUCAGAAUUUCGUAAAAUUUUAUGUGAAAUCAGGAAAACGGCUUCCGCUCCGCUGUCUGUCUGUAUCACUAUAAAACGCACUGUCACUGGACCGUCAAUAGAAAAUUCGAGAGCCAAUACACAGACCAAGAAAAUGGAGGACGCUAUCAGGCAGAGUUUAGUAAGAGCUCUAACAUCGAGUCCGAAGCACAUUCCUACUUGGUACAACUACGAUGACGUUGGCUCAGAACUUCAGUUUCAAUGUACAACAGAUAUUCCUGACUACUACCUAUGCAAAAGUGACCGAGCUCUUCUAGAAAACAGAAUACAGGAUAUCAUUCCACGUGUUCCGUAUGACGUGGCUUUGGUCGACCUUGGCAGUGGAAAUUGUUCGAAAACAAGGCUUGUUAUCGAUGAGCUACUUACGAGGCAGAACUCGCUGACGUUUUAUCCAUUGGAUAUUUCUGAAGAGUUUCUGUUGAAGUCUAUGAAGAAAUUAUCUGAGGAAUACGACGAUUCUCUUAUAAUCAAACCAAUAGCUGCAAACUAUGUCCAAGGAAUAGAUAACCUCAAACAGAUAACCGGUCCAAAGAUUAUUCUGUGGUUUGACAGCAUCAUCAACUUAUCUUACGAUGACCAGGUGGAUACUCUCAGGCUGAUCUCUACCAUGAUGUCAGACAAAUGCCGACUGGUUUUCAGUGCUGACGUCACACUAGACAGAGAAGAAGUCCUUAACGCCUACAAUGAUGACGCAGGUGUAAUGCAGAGAUUCAUUAGCUAUGCCAUGACUAGAUUGAACAAAGAGGCAGGAAGUAAUAUUGACCUGGCUAGAUUCACGUACGAAGUAGAUUUUAUAUCAUAUCACGACCCACAGUCCAUGAGCUACGUGAGGGCCUACAUCCGGGCUAAUGAAGAUAUCCGGUAUACGUUACCUGGACUUGGCAUUGACCUGGAGAUGGAGAAGGGAGAGUGCCUUUAUUUUCACGAAGGUGAUGGAUUUAGUUGUAAAUACAGCCUAGAACAACUGCGUACCAUUGUCGAGAAAGCUGGACUCCGAUUGGCCGAAUCUGUAUCAGUUGAACAGCGUCACGCGGCGUUCUGUGUAUGUACCGCGGUAUAAACAAACAACCUUGAUAUCUGGACGGAGUAUAAACACACCAGGAUAUUUUGACUGAGUAUAAACAAAACGGAGUUUUGGACGGAGUAGAAGCCAUCCGGAUAUCUGGACAGAAAACCAAUGUCACUCUCAAAAUAAUUAUAUACUACAUUGACGUUGAUGUUACUAAUUGAACAAAAUACACUAUACUCGAAUUUGUAUUUAUUUAGUACACUUCAAUUGAAUAUUAACUGAUAUAGUACACUAACAUUGUAUUGAUAUAUAUCGCUACACUAAAUACCUAUGUUAUACUUUAGGUUAUUGUAUCAACAUUUAUCUGGGUAUUUUUAAAUUGUCUUCUGAUAUAUUUUAGUCCCAGUCCCCAAAAUACGUCGUUUGGAAACUUAUUCUCACGUGUUUGUUAAAUUUUCUUUGUACUACAUUGAAAAUAAAGUAAAUAUAUUGUAUAUUGA
Molecule: messenger RNA, 1619 nt
Organism: Pecten maximus
Lineage: Eukaryota; Metazoa; Mollusca; Bivalvia; Pectinida; Pectinidae
Product: histidine N-alpha-methyltransferase-like
Exons: 8
Coding region: 16-1170 (384 amino acids)
Molecular function (GO): methyltransferase activity
Source: RefSeq, a predicted model, not a curated record